UUUACUCAGGCUCUCACACUCCAAACAUACAACUCUAAGAUAAAACAUAAGUAUUACUUAGUUUUAUCGCCAAAAAUCCUGUCAAAGAAAUGGCCACCCCAUCUGUUCAAGAAAUCCGUGAUGCUCAAAGAUCCAAUGGUCCAGCCACCAUACUAGCCAUUGGAACUGCCAACCCCGCCAAUGAAAUGUACCAAGCUGAGUAUCCGGAUUUUUACUUCCGAGUUACCAAGAGCGAGCACAUGAAAGAACUUAAACAAAAAUUUAAGCGCAUGUGUGACAAUUCGAUGAUCAAGAAGCGUUACAUGCAUGUAACAGAGGAGUUGCUAGAAGAGAACCCACACUUGUGCGACUUUAACGCCUCAUCGUUGGAUACUCGUCAAGACAUUCUCGCAACUGAAGUGCCAAAACUCGGAAAAGAGGCAGCUGUUAAGGCCAUCAAAGAAUGGGGGCAACCAAAGUCUAAGAUCACCCACGUAAUCUUUUGCACCACUUCUGGUGUAGACAUGCCUGGAGCUGAUUACCAACUUACUAAAUUACUUGGCCUUCGACCCUCCGUGAAGCGAUUUAUGCUUUACCAACAAGGCUGCUAUGCUGGUGGUACCGUCCUUCGUUUAGCGAAAGACAUCGCCGAGAACAACCGAGGAGCCCGUGUGUUGGUUGUGUGUGCUGAGAUCACAAUCAUCUGCUUCCGUGGGCCUACUCAAAUCCACUUAGACUCCAUGGUUGGUCAGGCACUUUUUGGUGAUGGAGCUGGAGCUGUGAUCGUAGGUGCUGAUCCAGAUGAGUCCAUUGAGCGACCCAUCUUCCAACUGGUGUGGGCCGCUCAAACUAUACUCCCCGGCUCAGAAGGUGCCAUCGAUGGGCACCUUCGAGAAGUCGGACUUACUUUCCACUUAUUAAAGGAUGUACCAGGUCUUAUCUCUAAGAAUAUUGAGAAGGCCUUGGUUGAGGCAUUCCAACCUAUUGGAAUCAAUGAUUGGAACUCCAUUUUUUGGGUGGCUCACCCUGGUGGUCGAGCGAUUCUAGACGAAGUCGAAUCGAAGCUUGGGCUUAAGGAGGAUAAACUUAAAACAACUCGACAUGUACUUAGCGAGUAUGGAAAUAUGUCGAGUGCUUGUGUAUUGUUUAUCUUGGAUGAGAUGAGGAAGAGGGCAACGAAGGAAGGAAUGGCUACCACAGGAGAAGGAUUAGAAUGGGGUGUUUUGUUUGGAUUUGGACCUGGCUUGACGGUUGAGACUGUUAUGCUCCAUAGCGUACCUAUAGCCAACUAAAUGAUGCUCUAGCUAAUAAUUUCAGCAAAAGAAGUUCAUUAACAUCUCAUGUUAAUUGUUAUGCUUACUUAAUAUCUAAAAGUUGAUGUCAGUCCUAGGCUCUUACCUUGCAAAAAAUAUCAUGUACUUUUGUAAUUUUGAUAAUACUGGUUGUUUGAUCGCCUCUCCCAAAGUUACUAUAACUAGUGAGUUUAAGGACUUAAACUGUCGCAAUAAUGUAUAAUAAUGUAUUGUUAUGUUAUGUUCUCUUGAGCAAUAAUAUUCUAGAAGAAAUUUCCUCUUAAA
Molecule: messenger RNA, 1556 nt
Organism: Beta vulgaris subsp. vulgaris (sugar beet)
Lineage: Eukaryota; Viridiplantae; Streptophyta; Magnoliopsida; Caryophyllales; Amaranthaceae
Product: chalcone synthase 3
Exons: 2
Coding region: 90-1271 (393 amino acids)
Biological process (GO): polyketide biosynthetic process
Molecular function (GO): acyltransferase activity, transferring groups other than amino-acyl groups
Source: RefSeq, a predicted model, not a curated record